CCGGUCGAAUGUUGAAAAAAGCUAGUAAGGAUAUUCCAACGAAGUCCGGGACAAAAACAAAUCCUAAAUCUCAAAAAGAGGUUCCCGGUCAAAUGUUGGACAAAGCUAGUAAGGAAAUUCCAACGACGUCUGGGACAAAAUCUCAAAUUAUGAUGCGUCUUGAGAAAAUGGUGGAAGAGUCAGAUAUUAUGCACGGCGCCAUCCGUAGUGUAGAUAUGGAUGAAGGUGUUUUCGGAAUUGCUCAUUCCGAAUUAAUUGCAAAGGAGGACAUGCAACAACUUUUUGAACACGAAGAAUUGGGCAUCGCUGUCAUUCAUACAUACAUAUGGUAUAUGUAUGACACAUUGAUGCGGGGAACUGAAUUGUGUAACCGAUUCAAUUUUAUUGCUGCUUCCCGUAUCAACACAACGUUUAUAACGAAAAAUCCAACAUCCGUAAUGAAUGAACUAGUCGAUAGAUUCAUGGUGGCCGGCGAUAAUACUACACCCAGUUUGUAUUUUUUACCGUUUAAUUCUGGCAACGGUGGUCACUGGGUGUUGGUUGCUAUGGAUCUUUCGAGACUAAUGGUGUAUUAUCUCGAUUCGUUACCGGGUAAUUGGAGUAAAUAUCCGAGUAUGAAGAAGACGGUUGACGCGGCAAUACUAAAAUUUAGAUCGAAAAAGAAUUAUCGUAAUAGGAAGGACAUUACCUGGGUCAGAGAUAUUUCAAGGUUUCGAACUCGGGUCCACGAAUAUGUACACAUGGACUCGCUGAUUCAACCGUAUGUCGAACUCGCCGGUUUGGACAUAUAA
Molecule: messenger RNA, 791 nt
Organism: Lathyrus oleraceus (garden pea)
Lineage: Eukaryota; Viridiplantae; Streptophyta; Magnoliopsida; Fabales; Fabaceae
Exons: 6
Coding region: 9-791 (260 amino acids)
Biological process (GO): proteolysis
Molecular function (GO): cysteine-type peptidase activity
Source: RefSeq, a predicted model, not a curated record